Molecule: messenger RNA, 2387 nt
Organism: Hippopotamus amphibius kiboko
Lineage: Eukaryota; Metazoa; Chordata; Mammalia; Artiodactyla; Hippopotamidae
Gene: KLKB1
Product: kallikrein B1
Exons: 15
Coding region: 135-2123 (662 amino acids)
Biological process (GO): proteolysis
Cellular component (GO): extracellular region
Molecular function (GO): protein binding; serine-type endopeptidase activity
Source: RefSeq, a predicted model, not a curated record
AUAGUUAAUGUAGUAAAUAGCUCAACACAGGAAUGGGAUGUUCACAGAAUAUGCUGACAGGACAAAAAGUUUAAACUGUUGGCAGACAACCAAAGUCAAUACUAGAGCCAAGCAAAUACUGCCUGCAGAGCCCUAUGGGGAAAGUUCGAAACCAGCCAUUUUUAAGUGGCGAGAGGCACCCUCACUUCCAGAACCACGGAAGCAAUUGUGCUUUCAGGAUGAUUUCAUUCAGACAAGCAGCUUACUUCCUUUGCUUGUUUGCUACAGUUUCCUGUGAAUGCUUGACUCAACUAUAUAACAAUAUCUUCUUCCGGGGUGGGGAUGUAUCUGCCGUGUACACCCCGACCGUCAAACACUGCCAGAUGGUGUGCACUUUCCACCCUAGGUGUUUGCUAUUUAGUUUUCUUCCUGCAAGUUCAACCACUGACACAGACAAAAGGUUUGGUUGCUUCUUGAAAGACAGUGUUACAGGAACUCUGCCAAGAGUGUCACGGACAAGUGCAAUUUCUGGACAUUCCUUAAAGCAAUGUGGUGAUCGAAUUAGUGCUUGCCACCGAGGCAUUCAUGAAGGACUUGAUAUGAGAGGAGUCAAUUUCAAUGUAUCUAAAGUGAAAAGCGUUCAAGAAUGCCAAGAAAAGUGCACCAAUAGCAUUCACUGCCAGUUUUUCACAUACGCCACGCAAAGCUUCUUCAAUGCAGAGUACCGGAACAACUGCCUAUUAAAGAACAGUCCACAAGGGACACCUACUAGUAUAAAGGUGCUGGCUGACGUGGAAUCUGGAUUCUCACUGAAGCCCUGUGCGGACUCGAAAAUUGGCUGCCACAUGAACAUUUUCCAACAUCGCGCAUUUUCAGAUGUGAAUGUUGCCAGAAUCAUAGCACCGGAUGCUUUUGUGUGUCGAACCAUUUGCACCUAUCACCCCAAGUGCCUUUUCUUCACUUUCUAUACAAACGCGUGGAAGACAGAAUCACAAAGAAAUGUUUGUUUACUUAAGACUUCCCAGAGUGGGACCCCAAGUUCCCCGACUCCUCAGGAAAACGCCAUUUCUGGAUACAGCCUUUUAACCUGCAAACAAACUUUACCUGAGCCCUGCCACUCCAAAAUUUACUCACAAGUUGACUUUGAAGGAGAAGAACUGAAUGUGACCUUCGUUGAGGGAGCAAAUGGUUGCCAGGAGACUUGCACAAAGAUGAUUCGCUGUCAGUUUUUUUCUUAUUCUUUAUUACCAGAAGACUGUAGAGGAGAGAGGUGUAAGUGUUCCUUACGGUUGUCUUUGGAUGGUUCCCCAGUUAGAAUCACAUAUGGGACAAGAGCGAGCUCUGGUUAUUCUUUGAGGUUGUGUAAAAGUGGGGAGAGCUCUGUCUGUACGACAAAAAAUGCACGCAUUGUUGGAGGAACCAACUCUUCUUGGGGAGAGUGGCCCUGGCAGGUCAGUCUGCAAGUGAAUCUGAGACCUCAGAGCCACCUGUGUGGAGGGUCAAUCAUUGGACACCAGUGGGUCUUAACUGCUGCCCAUUGCUUUGAUGGGCUUCCUUUAUCAGAUGUUUGGCGCAUUUAUGGUGGCAUUUUAAAUCUAUCAGAGAUAACAAAAGAAACACCUUUCUCACAAAUAAAAGAGAUUAUUAUUCACCAAAAUUAUAAAAUCUCGGAAGGUGGUCAUGAUAUUGCCUUAAUAAAACUUGAGACUCCUUUGAAUUAUACUGAUUCCCAAAAAUCAAUAUGCCUACCUUCCAAAGAUGAUACAAAAACUAUUUACACUGACUGUUGGAUAACUGGGUGGGGCUUCACAGAGGAAAAAGGGAAAAUCCAAAAUACCCUACGAAAGGCAAAAGUUCCUUUGGUAUCAAAUGAAGAAUGCCAGAGAAGUUAUAGAGAUUAUAAAAUAACCAAACAGAUGAUCUGUGCUGGCUAUAAAGAAGGAGGAAAAGAUGCUUGCAAGGGUGAUUCAGGUGGUCCCUUGGUUUGUAAACAUGACGACGUGUGGCAUUUGGUGGGCAUCACCAGUUGGGGUGAAGGCUGUGCCCGCAGGGACCAUCCAGGGGUCUACACCAAAGUCUCUGAGUACAUGGACUGGAUUUUAGAGAAAACACAGGAUGGCGGUGGUCCGUCUUCCAUGAAGUAGCCAGCUUGAGAAGCAUCACAGGGACGGGAAGGAGCCCAGGUCUGGGAGCAUUCGUUUUACAACCUGCGUUCACGUCGAGUACUGAGCCCUGGGGUCUUCAUCUGCAGAAACGUGGGGAGUGGUGUCUACCUCCUGUCCUUGUCAUAAGGGUGAAAGGGACAAUGCGUAACGCUUUCAACACUCAGUAAUAACGCUGUCAUGGGAGAGAAUAACAACUGAGUGUCUCCAUGGCUGCUGUGAAAUAAAAUGGCAAAAUUGUGUGAU